CUGUGCUUGCUUCCCCUUCACCUUCCAUCAUAAUUGUCACAUCUUCAGAUGUUUGUUCUCAUGAGGAAGUUGAGCACGGCCACAACACCAGAGAAAAAGUGCCCAGGGAUGGAAUCAGCUUAAUUUUGUUCUAGAAGAACUUCUCAUCCACAGGCUGAUGGGGGACAAAGGAACAAUGGUUGAAGCUUGAGUCUACCUGACAAUUGGAGUUUGUCAGCAUAAGAAGUAAUUGAGUCACAAGUACACUGAAGGAAGGGCUCCCUCGAGCUGCGGGGUGAAGAGAGAAAUCACCAGGACUCCAAAAAACCCUAGAAUUGACUAAUCAUUUCUCCUGCUACUUCCCCAACACAGACUAUGCACCCGACUGCUGCUGCUCAGUCCAGGGAAAAUGAAAGUUGGAGUGCUGUGGCUCAUUUCUUUCUUCACCUUCACUGAUGGCCACGGUGGCUUCCUGGGGAGAAACGAUGGCAUCAAAACAAAAAGGGAACUCAUUGUGAAUAAGGGAAAACAAUCAGGCCCAGUCCAAGAGUAUGAGCUGCUGCUUCAGGUGACCUAUGGAGAUUCCAAGGAGAAAAGAGAUUUGAGGAAUUUUCUGAAGCUCUUGAAGCUUCCAAUAUUAUGGUCACACGAGCUCAUGAUUAUCAGAGCAAAGGCUACCACAUACUGCAACAGCCUGAAUGGGGUCCUGCAGUGUACCUGUGAAGACGGCUACACCUGGUUUCCUCCCUCAUGCCUCGAUCCCCAGAACUGCUACCUUCACACGGCUGGAGCACUCCCAAGCUGUGAAUGUCAUCUCAACAAUCUCAGCCAGAGUGUCAAUUUCUGUGAGACAGCAAAGAUUUGGGGCACUUUCAAAAUUAAUGAAGGAUUUACAAAUGACCUUUUGAAUUCAUCUUCUGCUAUAUACUCCAAAUAUGCAACUGGAAUUGAAAUUCAGCUUAAAAAUGCAUACAAAAGAAUUCAAGGUUUUGAGUCUGUUCAGGUCACCCAAUUUCGAAAUGGAAGUAUCGUUGCUGGCUAUGAAGUUGUUGGUUCCAGCAGUGCAUCUGAACUGCUGUCAGCCAUUGAACAGGCUGCCAAGGAGGCUAAGACAGCCCUUCACAUGCUGUUUCCAUUAGAAGACAGCUCUUUCAGAGUGUUCAGAAAAGCCCAGUGUAAUGACAUUGUCUUUGGAUUUGGGUCCACGGAUGAUGAAUAUACCCUGCCCUGCAGCAGUGGCUACAGGGGAAGCAUCACAGCCAGGUGCCAAUCAUCUGGGUGGCAGGUCAUAAGGGAGACUUGCGUGCUCCCUCAGCUUGAAGAACUAAAGAAGAAUUUCAGUAUGAUUGCAGGCAAUGCCACUGAGGCAGCUGUGUCAUCCUUGGUGCAAAAUCUUUCCAUCAUCAUUCGGCAAAGCCGAUCAACCACAGCGGGGAAUCUGGCUUCAGUGGUGUCGAUUCUGAGCGAUAUUUCAUCUCUGUCACUGGCCAGCCAUUUCAGGGUGUCCAAUUCAACAAUGGAGGAUGUCAUCAAUAUAGCUGACAAUAUCCUUAAUUCAGCCUUAGUAACCAACUGGACAGUCUUACUGCAGGAAGAAAAGCAUGCCAGCUCACGGUUACUACAGACAUUGGAAAACAUCAGCACUCUGGUGCCUCCGACAGCUCUUCCUCUGAACUUUUCUCGGAAAUUCAUUAACUGGAAAGGGAUUCCAGUGACCAAAAGCCAACCCAAAAUGGAUUACAGCUAUCAGAUUGAAAUAUUUCCCCAAAAUUCAAGUAUUCCCAUCAGAGGCCGUGUGUUAAUUUGGAAAGACCAAUUCCAGAGAUCCCUUCCAGAAACUAUUAUCAGCAUGGCCUCGUUGACUUUGGGGAACAUUCUACCCAUUUCCAAAAAUGGAAAUGCUCAGGUCAAUGGACCUGUGAUAUCCACAGUUAUUCAAAACUAUUCCGUAAAUGAAGUUUUCCUAUUUUUUUCCAAGAUAGAGUCAAACCUGAGCCAGCCUCAUUGUGUGUUUUGGGAUUUCAGUCAUUUGCAGUGGAACAAUGCAGGCUGCCACCUAGUGAAUGAAACUCCAGACACCGUGGUGUGCCGAUGUACUCACUUGACCUCCUUCUCCAUGUUGAUGUCACCUUUUGUCCCCCCUACGAUCCUCCCCGUGGUAAAAUGGAUCACCUAUGUGGGACUGGGUAUCUCCAUUGGAAGUCUCAUCUUAUGCCUGAUCAUCGAGGCUCUGUUUUGGAAGCAGAUUAAGAAAAGCCAAACCUCUCACACACGUCAUAUUUGCAUGGUGAACAUAGCCCUGUCCCUCUUGAUUGCUGAUAUCUGGUUUAUUGUUGGUGCCACAGUGGAUGCCAUGGUGAACUCUUCUGGAGUCUGUACAGCUGCUGUGUUCUUUACACACGUCUUCUACCUCUCUUUGUUCUUCUGGAUGCUCAUGCUUGGCAUCCUGCUGGCUUACCGAAUCAUCCUUGUGUUCCACCACAUGGCCCGGCAUUUGAUGGCGGCUGUCGGAUUUUGCCUGGGUUAUGGGUGCCCUCUCAUUAUAUCUGUUAUUACCAUUGCUGUCACACAACCUAGCAAUACCUACACAAGGAAAGAUGUGUGUUGGCUUAACUGGUCCAAUCGAAGCAAACCACUCCUGGCUUUUGUUGUCCCUGCACUGGCUAUUGUGGCUGUGAACUUCCUUGUGGUGCUGCUAGUUCUCACAAAGCUCUGGAGGCCGGCUGUUGGAGAAAGACUGAGUCGGGAUGACAAAGCCACCAUCGUCCGCAUGGGGAAGAGCCUCCUCAUUCUGACCCCUCUGCUAGGGCUCACCUGGGGCUUUGGAAUAGGAACACUAGUGGACAACCAGAAUCCGGCUUGGCAUGUUAUUUUUGCUUUACUCAAUGCAUUACAGGGAUUUUUUAUCUUAUGCUUUGGAAUACUCUUGGACAGUAAGCUGCGACAACUUCUGUUCAACAAGGUGUCUGCCUUAAGUUCUUGGAAGCAAACAGAAAAGCAAAACUCAUCAGAUUUAUCUGCCAAAUCCAAAUUCUCAAAUCCUUUCAACCCACUGAAAAACAAAGGCCAUUAUGCAUUUUCUCAUACUGGAGAUUCCUCCAAUAUCAUCAUGCUAACUUAGUUUUUCUCAACUGGAUAAGGCAAGGAACCAUAAAAUCAAGAAAAAAAUUUCAAAACAACUUGACAUUUAGAGAUAAAUGUCAAUGAAGAAAUUAUGCUCAGUAUUCGAUCGGGUUUUCUGAUUUAAGGGUCUGGGAAUAAAACAAGAAUGUCUCAGUGGUUUCA
This is a messenger RNA of Piliocolobus tephrosceles (Ugandan red Colobus), 3264 nucleotides long. It is a transcript of the gene ADGRF1, whose product is annotated as adhesion G protein-coupled receptor F1. Gene Ontology annotation, cellular component: plasma membrane; cytoplasmic vesicle. The transcript has 19 exons. Gene Ontology annotation, biological process: fat cell differentiation; synapse assembly; energy reserve metabolic process. Gene Ontology annotation, molecular function: G protein-coupled receptor activity. Bases 389 to 3100 code for a protein of 903 amino acids. NCBI's taxonomy places the organism in Eukaryota, Metazoa, Chordata, Mammalia, Primates, Cercopithecidae. The record is from RefSeq and is a predicted model, not a curated record.